AAAAUUUGUAUUUUAUAAGUGAAUUGUGUUUGUGAAAUCAUAAGUGAAGUGAAAAUGCCGCCAAAAACUAGUGGAAAGGCAGCCAAGAAGGCUGGUAAGGCUCAGAAGAACAUUACCAAGACCGAUAAGAAGAAGAAGCGCAAGAGGAAGGAGAGCUACGCCAUCUACAUUUACAAGGUCCUGAAGCAGGUCCAUCCCGAUACCGGCAUUUCGUCGAAGGCGAUGAGCAUUAUGAACAGCUUUGUGAAUGAUAUCUUCGAACGUAUUGCUGCCGAAGCGUCUCGCCUGGCUCACUACAAUAAGCGCUCUACCAUCACCAGUCGGGAAAUCCAAACGGCUGUUCGUCUGCUCCUACCCGGAGAGCUGGCCAAGCACGCCGUCAGUGAGGGAACCAAGGCUGUCACCAAGUACACCAGCUCUAAAUAAUUUCCUCAACGCGGAUGCGGAGAAAGAUCCAAAAACGGCCCUUUUCAGGGCCACAAUAUAUUAUACCAAAGAAACAACAUUUUCAAUAUACUAUUUACCGUAACAUUUUAAAA
Molecule: messenger RNA, 539 nt
Organism: Drosophila eugracilis
Lineage: Eukaryota; Metazoa; Arthropoda; Insecta; Diptera; Drosophilidae
Product: histone H2B
Exons: 1
Coding region: 55-426 (123 amino acids)
Cellular component (GO): nucleosome
Molecular function (GO): DNA binding; structural constituent of chromatin; protein heterodimerization activity
Source: RefSeq, a predicted model, not a curated record